Melopsittacus undulatus (budgerigar) is the source of this 1099-nucleotide messenger RNA. It is a transcript of the gene GATA1, whose product is annotated as GATA binding protein 1. Gene Ontology annotation, biological process: negative regulation of transcription by RNA polymerase II; cell fate commitment; positive regulation of transcription by RNA polymerase II. The record is from RefSeq and is a predicted model, not a curated record. Gene Ontology annotation, molecular function: DNA-binding transcription factor activity, RNA polymerase II-specific; RNA polymerase II cis-regulatory region sequence-specific DNA binding; zinc ion binding. NCBI's taxonomy places the organism in Eukaryota, Metazoa, Chordata, Aves, Psittaciformes, Psittaculidae.
GGGGGGGGGCACCCGAGCGAAUGGCCCCCCCCCCCCAACCCCAAAUUGACGUUUUGAGCCCGGAAGUGUCCAAUUUGGGGCUAAAAACGGCGAUUUUGGGGCUGAAGAUGCAACGUUGGGGGUGAAAAAGGCAGAGAUGGGACCCGAAAGCACCGGAUUUGAGCCCAAAACUGAGGCCUUUGCAGGCAUCCAGGGGCCCCCCAUGGACUUGAUGGCGCUGGGGGGGCCCGAAGGGGUCCCCCCCUUUGGAGAUGAGGCCGGAGCCUUCCUAGGGCUGGGGGGGGCUGAAGGGCUGGAGGCGGGGGGGCUGCUGGCCCCCUACCCCCCCCCAGGCCGCCUCUCGCUGGUGCCUUGGGCUGAGGGGGGGUCCUUGGGGGGCCCCCCCUGGGCCACCCCCCCCCCUGCCCCGGAGCCCCCCCGGUUCCUGGAGCUGCUGCAGCCCCCCCGGGGCAGCCCCCCCCCACCGGGGCCCCUCCUGCCCCCCAGCACCCCCCAGGCCUGCGAGGCUCGGGAGUGCGUCAAUUGCGGGGCGACAGCGACGCCGCUGUGGCGCCGGGACGGGACCGGCCAUUACCUGUGCAAUGCCUGCGGGCUGUACCACCGCCUCAACGGGCACAACCGGCCGCUCAUCCGGCCCAAGAAGCGCCUGCUGGUGAGCAAGCGCGCCGGCACCGUGUGCAGUAACUGCCAGACCAGCACCACCACCCUCUGGCGCCGCAGCCCCCGCGGGGACCCCGUCUGCAACGCCUGCGGCCUCUACUACAAACUGCACCGGGUGAAUCGCCCCCUGACCAUGCGCAAGGACGGGAUCCAGACCCGGAACCGCAAAGUCUCGGCCAAGGGGAAGAAGCGACGUCAAGGGGGGGGGGGCUCCAGCAGUGGGGCGGGGGGGGCGGAGGCCAUGGGGGGGGCCCCCUCCUGCCCCCCCCCAGCCCCCCCACGAGGACCCUGUGCUCUCUACGCCCUCACCCCCCUCGUGCUCUCCGGACACCUCCUGCCCUUCCCCCCCCCCAGCCCCUUUCUGGGGGGCCCCGGGGGCAGUUACGUGCCCCCCCCUGCCCCCGCCGUGCCCCCCCCCAGCCUCAGCCCCCAGCUCUGA